This is a messenger RNA of Gregarina niphandrodes, 1155 nucleotides long. RefSeq lists its product as hypothetical. The record is from RefSeq and is a predicted model, not a curated record. NCBI's taxonomy places the organism in Eukaryota, Apicomplexa, Conoidasida, Eugregarinorida, Gregarinidae. The transcript has a single exon. Bases 1 to 1155 code for a protein of 384 amino acids.
AUGAGAAUCAGGAACGGUAUCUCGCUCGCUACGAACACCAGUCGUACUAACGGACGCAGCGGCGAAGGCGGCACGCUGUGCAGUCGUUGCGCCUCCCGCCUGGCCGUUGUGGUCAAAGUGGGACUACAUACCUCCAUUACAUGCGCCUCCCCCUCCAAAUCCCGACUAGUCAGCAAUCGACAAUUGCUUCGACCCGGCCCACUCCGACCAGCCGCACUGCCACCAGCAUUACUCAGGCCAACACCACUGGUCCCAUUUGCAGCGGUACUGGGACCUGCAGUAGCCCUGGGACCUGCAGUACUCGGUCGUCGGGACUUGCUUUCCGGAUACCCAGCAAUCUUUAUGGCCACAUGCUGCGAGCUGGCAGUCUCCACGGACGAGUGGUUCUCCAAGGGUGGCGGCGUGACGACCGGCUUCAAUCCCGAUCCCGCAAAAGGCCGGAUUCCGGUCGCAGGAGCGGCGAUUCUGCUGAACCGACUGACUCGGGGGAACACCUCGGGAGGCGCUGCGCCGCCGGUCGCCGCACGCUCCUGGUAUACUCCGUCCGUCGUUUGCGACCGACGCACAAUCGCCGCUGGCAGACGCACCUCGCGACGCGUAACCACAGUUCUAGGUCGUCGCUCCCGCUCCGCCUCCGUCCCCUCCACCUCCGGCUCGGGUCCCGUCCGCUCCGAUCCCAUCCCCUCCGGCCCAAUCAGGGGCAUUAGUUCGUGCGGUGUCGGCGGCGUCAAAACCCGUUCCCCGUUCGGAGCCAGUUUCGUUCCUGGUUCGGUGUAUGACUCGCUCAGAUGUGGGCAGUACACAGGUGUGCUGGAGGGGCCCCAACGACUGCCCUCUCCGCGGUCGGAGCUGAGGACGCCCCCCGUGACGUGUGCCCCAAUGGCGUGUUUGGUUUUGUGUGUCGAAUCCGCACAGUGUGUCGAAUCCGCACAGUCUGUCCAGUGGCGCUGCAUCACUUCCGACCUGCUCCGCGAGAGCAGCUCUCUCCUGUUCCGCCGUGUUGGUCUUGCACUCUCGGUCUCCACGGCCGCGGGUUUCGGCAAGUUGGGUCUCGAGGGAUUGAGUCCAAAGGAGUUGAAGGAGUUGGAAGUCAGGUUAGCCUUUUCCCGGUCCCCCUUUGAAGCCAUGAAGGCUGCAAAGGUGGGUGGCAGAUAG